GCGCAUGACCGUGUGUAGGAUCGCGUGCUUGAUGGCUUUUCGUAAGUGGGUUUCAUAGAUCACGUGGUGUAAUGUUAACAGCCAUUUUUAAAACGACGAGAAGACUGUACAGCUUUGAGUAUAAAACUCACGUGAAACUUAAAGAGUCUCAAUGGCAGGCCGUGGUUCAUGUGUACGAGGUUCUAGAGGGCCCAGCUUUGCUCAGAUUUUAAAGAAGAACACGUCUGUACCUCCUGGAAUGCACAUGCCUUUCCUGGCCCCGAACUUCUCUGUUAACCUUAACAACAACAGCGCAGAUGUGGGAUCAAAAAAGGAUGUUCUUCCCAAAUCAGCUACUAAAGGUGCUCAAAAUGCACCAGCUAAAGAAGAAACAAGACAAAAGAACAUCCCAGAAGAGCUUCUUGAAAAAUACAGGAGAGGAGAAACACAUGCUGUAUCGGCAUUAUAUGAGUUGGCACAGUUACUGCAAUUUCAUCUUGAGUUCAAGGAAACGGUAACCACAGGUAAUAUCCAAGGACUCUACUUUGCAUUCUGUGCUGUAAUUGAUGGUGUUGAGUACAAGACAGGAAUGGGACAGAAUAAAAAGGAAGCAAAGGCCAGUGCUGCAAGAUCUGCUCUUGAUGAGUUCCUGCAGUCUCUUGACAAAAAGCCAAAGCUCCUUGAAGCAUCAGCAGGCCCUCCUCCACUGCCUUUGAAACCCAAGGGGAGUCUGUGCCAUGAACCUUUACAUGCAAAGUUUAGUUAUGAAAGAAAAAACCCAAUGUACGAAAAGAUUCCACUAGCUGUGAAGCAGAUGCUCAACAAGCUGAUUGACAAGCAUCCAGAGUUCCGAAGCUGUGGGGGUACUGUGGCAGCUUUUGUGAUUGAAACUCCAACAGAAUGUGAAGUUGUGGCUAUAGGAACGGGGGACUUUAACACGAGUGAGAGUGUUUCUGCUAAUGGCAGGACCCUGCAUGACUCGCAUGCUGUUGUUUCUGCAAGACGCUCCCUGCUACGGUUUCUCUACAGGCAACUUUUACUGUUUUACAGUAAAAACCCUACAAUGGUAGAAAAGUCCAUAUUUGUACCAGACCAGACAACAAAACUGCUCAUUCUGAAAACAAACAUUACAAUUCAUUUGUACAUGAAUCAACUGCCAAAAGGAGCUGCUCAGAUUCAGCCACAGUUGCGCCUAAACCCACACUCCAUUUCUGCAUACGAGGUGAGCCACCAGAUGGGGCUUCAUGUGACUAUUGAUGGCAAGGUCUUCUCUACGUUCUCAUGCCAGUUUGACCAGGUCGCCUCCAAAGUAGUGAGCAUGUCGGCCAGUGACAAACUUAUGCAGUGGGAAGUGCUUGGCUUCCAAGGAGCCCUCUUAAGCCAUUACAUAGAGCCCAUUUACAUUAGCAGUAUUUUAAUGGGGGAUGCUAACUGCAGUGAUGUAAGGGGAAUAGAGAUAGCUGUAAAACAGCGAGUCGAUGGGAUUACUUCUAGGUUGCCAAUGUACUAUUGUGUCUACAGACCUCAUAUUAAUCUGGUGUCCUCAGCCCACCCCAUAGAAAUGAGUCUGGCACAAAAAACACUCAGUAUGAACUGGAGCCAGGGAGACAUUUCCUUGGAAAUCGUUGAUGGUUUGACUGGAAAAACAGUUGAGAGUUCCCCAUUCAAAACUGGUACAGCAAUGGCAAGCCGCCUCUGCAAAGCUGCAAUGCUUAGUCGUUUCAAUUUGGUUGCCAAAGAAGCAAACAGACAAGAACUUCUUGAAGCUGUUACUUAUCAUGAAGCAAAGAUGAUGGCGAAACCUUACCAAGAAGCCAAAAAUGUGCUGAGGUCCUAUGUAAUGCAGCAUGGUUUUGGUACUUGGAUUGUGAAAUCUCCUGUCUGUGAACACUUUAGUAUGUGAUUGCACAUGAACGUAGAAGUCAAGGUUUGAAGGAAAAAUAAAGAUUUGUGCAUUGAAGAGUCAAAUACAAGCAGUUACAGUAAUGCCCAGUACAUUAAUGCAAAAAUUGGUUGACAUGUUGUAACACUAAUACAAAACCAUUUCAUAGAUUAUUUGGCAAGCAGGUAAAUAAAGUCAGGACUUGUAUUUUUCAAUCUUAGACCAGUUUGUUCAUACUUCAUUCUCUAUUUGUGUAUAUUAUAAGACAUUUGUGAUUGCUAGAAAGAAGAAAGAAAAAAGAAAAUGUUAAAAUUACUUGGAUAAUGACUUCAAAUGACUUUCAUACUUUAUUUUCUUCUCUUGUUCAUAAGUUUUGGGAAAACAAACUAAUGUGGUUUUUGAAAGAAAAAAGUGACCUGGUUUGGGUGUUUCAAAUAAGUAUUUUUUUGUUUUUCAUGUCUUAGUUUGAACUGGUUUACAUAGUAUUCUGGAAUACAGAAUAAUUCUUUGGAACAUAUUACAUUAUUUUCAGGGACAAUUGAAGAAUCUUCAAAGUCAGUCUGCUGUUCCACAUACAGUAUCACUAGGUAUCAAAGUUUACUGUGUAGGACCCUUUAAUAUCAGUUGUUUAGAGUACACUAUUUUGGCAAAUGUAUCUGUGGUAUUAAUACUGAUACAACUCAAGCUUUCAAAGAUAGCAUUGCAUUUUCUGCAGUGCAUCAAACCAGAUGCUGGGAAAUGCUUUCUAAAUAUAGGUUGUGGUUUUCAUAGCAUUAGCAUAGUCAUUAAGAGUAACACAGACAUCGAUGUAGGUGUACUCCUCUUGAAGGACUGUUGGAAUUGGAUGGAGAAUUUGCCUACAAGGGAUGGUAAAAGUUUAACCCUAAACCAUUUUCAUUUAACAGAUUGUCAGUUUAGUUUCAGAAUAUGUUACCCAGUUAAUGUAAAAUGUGUAAUUGUUUUCAGUUUAAAGUUACACCCCAUAUUAAAACAAAUAAAUAA
This is a messenger RNA of Acipenser ruthenus (sterlet), 2863 nucleotides long. It is a transcript of the gene adad1, whose product is annotated as adenosine deaminase domain containing 1 (testis-specific). NCBI's taxonomy places the organism in Eukaryota, Metazoa, Chordata, Actinopteri, Acipenseriformes, Acipenseridae. Gene Ontology annotation, molecular function: double-stranded RNA adenosine deaminase activity; tRNA-specific adenosine deaminase activity; double-stranded RNA binding. Bases 152 to 1882 code for a protein of 576 amino acids. Gene Ontology annotation, cellular component: cytoplasm; nucleolus. Gene Ontology annotation, biological process: adenosine to inosine editing; RNA processing. The record is from RefSeq and is a predicted model, not a curated record. The transcript has 12 exons.